UAAAAUGGGAUGUGCGAAAAACCGCGCCAUUUGUGAACAUUUAAAGACGGGUUUAUAAACAAACAUUGUGAAUUUAAAAAUAGUGAUAUUCUUUUUGUUAAAUUAACUCCUGUAGACGCAUAUUUUCUAUAAUGAAUAAACCAAGUUACUAUCCUAAUUAUUAUUCAAUUGACGACAUAAUGGUUACUCAAGAACGGAUUCCUUCCCGUACAAUUCAUCACCUCUACCAAAUGGGUUUCCUGGACAGCUCGGAAAAAUCUGAGCAUCUGGAGCCGAACCAACAACUUGAGCUUCCGUUAUGGUAUCUUUUGCAGCAGGAUGACCGUAAUCCUAACUUCGAAUUGGUAAUUCCGGACAUUUUUACCACGGCCUACAAGGAAAUCUACAAAGCAGAUGCCAACUAUGUAGAGCUGGGGAAGCUCAACAAAUUCUACUACGAACUUGGAAUGUAUCUGUGCCGAUUUUCUAACAGUGACGACCUCGCGGAGAUGCUCUUCGAUACCGCCCAGGAACGCAUCAAGGGAAUCAAAGAUAUGUGCAACAACGUCAGCAGUGAAAAUCUGACUGACAACAAAAAGCUGGAAUACAUCGAACGGAUGCUGUACGAAGAGGGUAGUCGAAGUCAUAAAAUGUUUUCGGACUGGUUGCAGGAAAAGGCUGUGAAUAUCAAAUCAACAGAACUAGUUACCAACCACCGAAAGAGAAAACGUGACGCAUUAGACGGUGAAGAGGGAAUUUCUGCUUCUCAAAUGUCCCAAUCAUCUCAACAGUCAUCUUUAUGAUUGAAAGCCAGAGAUGAAGAAAUGAAUAAUGUUUGACUAAUAAAUUGUGUUUCAUCAAUA
Uranotaenia lowii is the source of this 842-nucleotide messenger RNA. RefSeq names its product DNA replication complex GINS protein PSF3 (gene Psf3). The transcript has 3 exons. Lineage: Eukaryota; Metazoa; Arthropoda; Insecta; Diptera; Culicidae. The coding region runs from base 132 to 782 and encodes 216 amino acids. Gene Ontology annotation, biological process: mitotic DNA replication initiation. The record is from RefSeq and is a predicted model, not a curated record. Gene Ontology annotation, cellular component: GINS complex.